AUGGCCACGACUCAAGUCAACAACUUCAUUGGGAUGCAAUACUCCCGUGAAGGUAGCGACUAUGAAAAAGAGGACUACAACUUCUUCAAUCAGCAGUACGCGACUUCAUCCUACAUAGAUGUAGCGGGUCACGAUUUGGAUCCCGCUCUCAUUCUCAAGCCGAAGGAUGACAACGAUGUCAUCAGCGCCAUCAGCUAUGCCGUUCAAAACAAAGUCGGCAUUGCUAUCAAGAGUGGUGGUCACCAGUACAGCGGCGCUUCUUCUUGUGGAGGCAAGAACGUGCAGCUUGAUGUGAGCAACACGUACAAGGACUUGAAAAUCAUCGACAAGCCAACUAUUCCCGUCCCUGAUGACAGAGUCCUCGCCUUCGCUGGUGUCAGUGGCCACGGCCAGACCGGCGGUUAUGGCCAACUCGGCCGCAGCUUUGGUCUUCUUGGUGAUUACAUCACCGAGAUUCGCAUGAUCGACCACAGCGGGAAGGUCUUGCUCGCCAAUAAGGAUCAGAAUGCUGAGCUGUUUUAUGCUAUUCGCGGUGGUAGCCCUGGAAACUUUGGUGUUAUUACGCACUAUACCAUUAUGGUAUUCAAGGCCAAGAGCUACAUGGGCAUUGAAAACACGAUCAAGACUCCCAAAGGCCCAGUGAAAUUCCAGGGACCACGUGGAGUCAAGGCCUUUUGGCUUUACAACGAGAACACUCUCAAGUCUCUUUUGGGCUAUGUUGCAGCGAUGUCGGAUGCGGGCAACGCGCCCCGAGGACGCGACCUUUGCGUCAACGUUCUUAGCACGGACUUUGAUAUCACCAAACUCUUUCCCUCAUUCAAGAACGAUGAGGUCUGGAAAGGUCUUCAAGACACAGUCUUUAGGUUUUUCCCUGAUAACAUCCGUGCCCUAUUGGCGGGUAAACUGCCUCCAGUUAUCGUCCUUUACGCGCAGUGGUGCCCCGUUGGAGAUCAACAGAAGUAUGACGAAAGCACGGAUGCGUGGUUCCAGCAAUUUCGGAAUUUAGAUGAUUUCAAGCAUGGCUGUGUUCACUUCGAUGAGUUUCCUGCGGACAUGGCCAACAUGACGGGCCACUGGGUAUUCCCCCAGCGACGAGAGUUCCCGUGUCCAUACGUCAAGCGAACGUAUGCCACCAACUCGAAGACACUCGGCAAGGAUGGUUGGGUCAACGCUCUAGCCAAGCAACUUGGAAAGAUCUGCGAUCCAUACGAGAAGCUGGACGAUGCGAACAAGAAACCUGUGCCGAAUGACCUUUACGACAAUUGCAAGCUCUCAGCCCAGAUCCAGUGCUUCGGAGGAGAAAAUUCGAUGUUCUACAAAAACCGGGACAACGGAGCUGCCUACAGUUGGAGAGAUUCGACUGUUCUUCAGACUGUGGACAGUUGGUAUCUCAACAAAGGCCAGCCAAAUUAUGAAUUGUCCCAGAAACUCGCAAACAACUGGCAGACUGAGAAUGACGGCAUCAUGAUUGGCGCAAAGAGCUGCUUUAGUAAGACAAACAGGCGUGUUCUUUGGGGCUCCUGGGGUGAGUGGGAUAUGGCCAAGCCUGAAGUCUGGAAGACCUACUAUGAAGAUGAGGCCAAGUACUAG
Fusarium redolens is the source of this 1590-nucleotide messenger RNA. RefSeq lists its product as uncharacterized. The record is from RefSeq and is a predicted model, not a curated record. NCBI's taxonomy places the organism in Eukaryota, Fungi, Ascomycota, Sordariomycetes, Hypocreales, Nectriaceae. The transcript has 2 exons. The coding region runs from base 1 to 1590 and encodes 529 amino acids. Gene Ontology annotation, molecular function: oxidoreductase activity; flavin adenine dinucleotide binding.